This is a messenger RNA of Coniophora puteana RWD-64-598 SS2, 1875 nucleotides long. Its product is annotated as monooxygenase. NCBI's taxonomy places the organism in Eukaryota, Fungi, Basidiomycota, Agaricomycetes, Boletales, Coniophoraceae. The transcript is spliced from 9 exons. The record is from RefSeq and is a predicted model, not a curated record. Bases 168 to 1814 code for a protein of 548 amino acids. Gene Ontology annotation, molecular function: FAD binding.
AACGACAGGCUCACGUAGUCUCCACGGCAAGGCUACCAUCACCAAGGACAAUCAACAUUGGAGCAACACCGAGGACAAUCACCGUUGGAUGGAGGCAUACUUAGGGCCAUGGUGCUGGGGCCCACGAUAACUCAACAUCCAUUUUACCACUGGUUUUCUUCGUCCCAAUGUCUCAAGCUCCCCUACCUGUUCUGAUCGUUGGCGCGGGUCCUACAGGCAUAGUCGCUGCACUAUCAUUGCUUCGGAAUGGAAUCCCCGUGCGCAUUAUUGAGAAGGAUCCGCACUCUCGCCUAGGCCAACGGGGACCAGGCCUUAUGCCUCGUACUCUUGAAAUAUUCGACUACCUCAACGUUCCAGAGGUCUACCAAACAUCAUCCGAAUUCCCAAACAUCAAGAACUACGACCAGGGGUCUACUGAAGUCAAGGCCACGUACUCAAUGCUCCCAGACUAUCCCAAGACUCCCGGCACUCCACACAACCAAGGUAGAAUGCUGGGACAGCAGACGCUCGAGCGUCUGCUACGCAAGCACAUCGAUGCGUACGGCGUACAGACCGAACUUGGCGUCGAGCUCCGGACUAUCGAGCAAGACGAGAACCGCGUUCGUGCACAUGUCGUCCGACGCGACGGCGACAACGAGGUCGAGGACGUCAUCGAGGCAGCAUAUCUCAUUGGCGCGGAUGGCGCCAAAGGCGCCGUCCGCAAGCAGCUGGGGCUUACCUUCUUUGGAGAAACCUAUGACAACAUUCGGCUCCUUAUCUCGGAUGUACGGGUGACGUCCUCUUUCCUGGGUCGGGAGUAUAUGCAGACUUUUGGUAACUUCAAGGACGGAGCGAUUGGUUUCCGUCCGACCAAAGAGAUCGCAGAGGACGGAUAUCAGUUGACUAUCUCGGGUGACAAUCAUGACUUACCGACACUUGCCAAGGGCAAAGUCGCCUUGGAAGCGCUGAUAAAGAAAUGCGUUCCUGGCGACGUCAAGUUAGAGGAGGUGCUAUGGUGCACUGAGUGGAGAGCCAAUGUACGCAUGGCGGAUACAUUCAGCAAAGGACGUUGUUUCGUUGCUGGCGAUGCUGCUCACGUCCACACCCCCGCAGGCGGUCAAGGUCUAAAUUCGGGUAUGCAAGACUCCUUCAAUCUCGCCUGGAAACUUGCUCUCGCCUAUAAAGGCCUCGCUUCGUCCUCGCUCCUAGAGAGCUACAGCGCCGAGCGACUUCCCGUCAUCGCAGACAUGCUCAACAUGACGACCAAGCUCAUGGAGCGCCAACGGACGAUCAGCGUCCCAAGCAAAGCAUUCCAGCGCGGGCCGCACAUGUUUAUGCUCAGCGUGAACUACCGCCCGAGCGGCAUCGUGCUCGAGGAGGUCAAGACGGGCAUCGAGCCGAUCGACACGUAUGGGAGCAUACGCGACGGGAACAUUGUUGCUGGUGAUCGCGCGCCUGAUGCGCCAGGUGUGGAGGUACUUGGGCAGGCGGGCGAGGACAAGACGAGGCUGAUGCAGGUGUUCACGCCGACAGCGCACACGGUGCUUGUGUUUGCGCCUGACGCGAACGCUGCGCUGCCCGUGCUUGAAGGUCUGACGGCCUUCGACGCGAGUAUCGUCAAGUCUGCGGUUGUUCUUGCGCCUGGCGCUGCUACCCACCCUGACGUCGGAGCGAAUGCCAUCGUCGUGGAUAACGAGGGACACGCGUACAGCGAAUAUCAGGUAGAGAAGGGAGAGACGCGGGUCGUGGUCGUUCGUCCAGACGGCGUGAUUGGCGCGACAGUCAAGGAUGCUGGCGGGGUGAAGCGUUAUUUCGAGAAGAUAUUCGGGCAAUGAGCGUGGUCGAGGAUCACUGUCGAAAUACCAUAACGUCAACUCCAAUACUAUCCAUCACCAC